AUGCGAGAUGAGGAGCGAUUAAUUGAAGACGAUUCGGACGCUCGUUUUCUUUCGACACAAAUUGCGGCAAAGAUAACCGGUCCAGAUGGGGAUACGAUAAAAGAAGAAGAGGAGGAUGUGGUCGUGCAAGUCGUCUCCGAUCUAUCGGUUAUUGAUGUCGAGAAAUUCGAUGAGGACGAGAUUGAAAAAAUGAGAAAUAACAAUAAUCAGAUGAGUGCCCGUUCUCAAAUUGACGUCUACGAAGAAAUUGCACUCGACGCGGAUGGGAAUGAGCUGCAGCGAAUCAAGUACAUCACCCAUGUUGUUCCUGCGGCUUUCGGAAGAAAAGCUAAGACGCCCAGAGAAGCUCAAAAGAAACUUAGUCAAGAAGGGGAGAUCCAAAUCGCAAUGAAACAAAUCGAAUCGAUUCGCAAAGCAAUUGCACAGAACGGAAUCGGAGAGAAAAUAGGCACUACUCGGUUGGGAGCACAAAAGAAACGCUCGUUUGGCCGUCUUUCAGAUGUCUCAUUCUUGGGUGAACAGCAAUCAGCCGAUCCAUUGGUGGAGAAAGCUCGUCAAUCUCUUCUAAUCCGUUUUACCGCCCGUCAAUUGAGGGAAUUUAUCUGCAUCAAACAAGGAGUACCCCGUCCGUACAUGCCGAAUACUUCGACUCCAGUUCGUCGUGCGCAACGCGAACGCCGUGAAAUGCGCGCAGCUCCUCGCCUCGUCAAGUCCCAACCUGGUUUUAAACUCAAUUUCCCGUUUGUGACGAUUCAAGUGGGCGAUUUUCAAAGCUAUCUUCCAUUGGACUAUCAAACACAUCCACAACAAAAAGGACGGCCCAACUCUUUGACACUUAAUGGAGAAUCGAAACGAAUGGUCUACGAGUUUACUCUGUUCGACAAGAAUCGCAAUAGGUGCUAUGCUGUGUGGUCGACUGCUCUCUCAAAUAUUGCCGCAAUUCACGUUUCUGAUCAUCUUAUUUACUUACGGCUCAACGUUGCACCAUUGCAAGUUGUGUCGUUCAUUGGGGAGAAAUCGAAUCCAAAAAGUGACAUCACAAAUGGACAACGAGAGCGUUCACCACUUCAUUAUUUCAGACUCAGGGAACCAGGCCAAACUUUUUUCGAGGGUUUAAUGCGAUGCGAUCCGAGUCAUUUUGCUGCUAUUUUGAUGGGAUAUGAUGAAUUCUUUGCGCGUGCUGCUGAAGCAAUGGGUGUUUCGCCGCCUUCCUCGGACCAAAUGAUGCAAGAAACAUGGGAAGUUCGUAACAAAAGUCCAAUGCCUCCACUGAAAAAGGUGAAGCGAAGUCUGUCGGAUAUUUGCAUUGACGAGGUCCCUCAGUCGGGCAAGAUGUUUGCUCCAACAGAGUCACCGAGCUUUGCUGAAUUGCUUCGUUUUUCAGCUUUCAAUCGCUCUCUGGAGAAUGCUCGGCCUAAAGACGUUGACAUGGAUAUUUCAUCAAUGACUCACAAAGCUGACACUUUUGAUAGCUGUGUUGCUGCGAUUCGGCGGGAUAAAAAAUUUGCAACAACAGAGACAAUCGAGAUCGUUGGUGAAGAUCACGUUGUGAUUGAGACCGAAAUUAACGAUAUCGCGGAUGCUUCUGCUGGCGACGCA
Mesorhabditis belari is the source of this 1599-nucleotide messenger RNA. Lineage: Eukaryota; Metazoa; Nematoda; Chromadorea; Rhabditida; Rhabditidae. The record is from the annotation of a GenBank genome assembly.